AUGGACAGAAAGACUAUGAUUCCAGGAUGUGGGGCUUUAGGAGAUUCAUCAGUUGCAAUAAACUUAUAUAAGUUGUCAACCCUGCCUAAAUUAGAAGGUUAUCUACCUAUCAGGCAUCCUUUGACUCUGACCAUAAAGGCUAAAUACAAACAUGACAGCAGCAAAUAUGAUGGCAACAAUUAUGUUUGUGAUAUGUUGCACUCUGCUGUGACCAGGAUCCAAGUACAAAGACCUGGUUUCAAUUACACAUUUGCCCAUAUAUGUAUCCUGAAUAACGACAAGACUUGCAUAGUGGAUGACAUAGUGCACGUAUUGGAGGAACUGAAGACCGCUCGUUCUUCUAAUCGAACAAAUUUUGCUAUCACAUAUCCAAUCACUCACUUAAAGGAUGGCAGGGAAGUGUAUAAUGGGCACCAGCUUGGUGGAGUUACUGUGCACAGCAAAGAUCGGGUGAAGUCUGCAGAAGCCAUUCAGCUCACCUACUACUUGCAGGCAAUCAACUCCCUGAAUGACAUGGUAGCGGAAAAGUGGGAAUCCAUUUUUUGCGACACUGUUGAACUUUUCCAGAAAUCUAACAGGAAAGUCAAAAUGUAUCCCUUCACUUCUUCUUCACUGAAAGAGGAUUUCCAGAAGACUAGCAGGGUGUCAGAACGUUACCUGAUCACAAGUCUAGUACUUGUGGUCAGCUUGGCUAUACUCUGCUGCUCCAUGCAGGAUUGUGUCCGUAGCAAACCUUGGCUUGGUCUCCUAGGCUUGUUAACAAUAAGCCUAGCCACUCUGACUGCAGCUGGAAUCAUUAAUCUAACUGGUGGGAAAUACAAUUCCACGUUCCUGGGAAUUCCCUUCAUCAUGUUAGGUCAUGGGUUAUAUGGGACUUUUGAAAUGUUAUCCUCCUGGAGGAAAACCAGAGAAGACCAACAUGUUAAAGAGAGAACUGCAGCUGUGUUUGCAGACUCCAUGCUCUCCUUUUCUCUCACCACUGCCAUGUACCUGGUCACUUUUGGAAUAGGUGCCAGUCCCUUCACUAACAUUGAAGCAGCCAGGAUUUUCUGCUGCAAUUCCUGUAUUGCAAUUUUCUUCAACUACCUCUAUGUACUCUCCUUUUAUGGUUCCAGCCUGGUGUUUACUGGCUACAUAGAAAACAACUACCAGCAUAGUAUCUUCUGCAGAAAGGUACCAAAGCCAGAGGUAUUGCAAGAGAAGCCUGCGUGGUAUAGGUUUCUUCUGACAGCCAAAUUCAGUGAGGACACAACAGAUUCAGAGGAAACAAACACUUACGAAAGUCAUCUAUUGGUAUGUUUCCUAAAACGCUAUUACUGUGACUGGAUAACAAACACUUAUGUCAAGCCUUUUGUAGUUCUCUUUUACCUUGUUUAUAUUUCCUUUGCCUUAAUGGGCUACCUGCAGGUCAAUGAAGGGUCAGACCUUAGUAACAUUGUAGCAACUGCAACUCAAACCAUUGAGUAUACUACUGCCCAGCAAAAGUAUUUCAGUAACUACAGCCCAGUCAUUGGGUUUUAUAUCUAUGAGUCAAUAGAAUACUGGAACACAAGUGUUCAAGAAGACGUGCUAGAGUAUACCAAGGGGUUUGUGAGAAUAUCCUGGUUUGAGAGCUACUUAAAUUAUCUUAGGAAACUCAACAUAUCUACUGGAUUGCCCAAAAAGAAUUUUACUGAUAUGUUGAGGAACUCUUUCCUGAAAGCCCCCCAGUUUGCCCAUUUUUCAGAGGAUAUCAUCUUUUCCAAGAAAUAUAAUAAUGAAGUCGAUGUAGUGGCUUCCAGGAUGUUCUUGGUGGCCAAGACGAUGGAAACCAAGAGAGAAGAACUUUAUGAUCUCCUGGAAACCUUGAGGAAGCUCUCUCUCACCUCCAAGGUGAAAUUCAUCGUUUUCAAUCCAUCAUUUGUGUACAUGGAUCGUUAUGCCUCCUCAGUGGGAGCCCCCUUACAAAACUCCUGCAUCAGUGCUUUAUUUCUGCUCUUCUUCUCUGCAUUCCUGGUGGCAGACUCUCUGAUCAAUGUCUGGCUCACUCUAACUGUUGCCUCAGUUGAAUUUGGAGUUAUAGGUUUUAUGACCUUGUGGAAAGUGGAACUGGAUUGUAUUUCUGUGUUGUGCUUAAUUUAUGGAAUUAAUUAUACAAUUGACAACUGUGCUCCACUGUUAUCAACUUUUGUCCUGGGCAAAGAUUUCACAAGAACUAAAUGGGUAAAAAAUGCCCUUGAAAUUCACGGGGUAGCUAUUUUACAGAGCUACCUCUGUUAUAUUGUUGGUCUGAUUCCUCUUGCAGCUGUGCCUUCAAAUCUGACCCGUACACUGUUCAGGUGCUUGUUUUUAAUAGCAUUAGUCACCUUCUUUCACUGCUUUGCCAUUUUACCUGUGAUACUGACUUUUGUGCCACCAUCCAAGAAAAAAAGGAAAGAGAAGAAGAAUCCUGAAAAUCGUGAGGAAAUAGAGUGUGUUGAAAUGGUGGAUAUGGAUAGUACCCGAGUGGUUGACCAAAUUACAACAGUCUGACUUGUUUAUUGCUUUUUCACACUAGGUCUUAUUGUCAGAAAAAUAAUUCAUAUUGAUUAAAUAUUAGGUUUUUCUUAGUUUUUAUUGCCCCUAAACCGAAACCAAGAAUAUCCAAAAUGGUGGGAGAAAGAAGAAAAAGAAAAUUGUCCCUGGAUUGGUCUCUGCAACAGAAACAUUGUAAAUGAGAAAAUUUCUUCGCAAACCAUGCAAAGAGUGUGAAUUUUAGUCACUUGAGAUAAGAUUCAAUAAGGAAGAUAGGUUGCUAAACGCGGUGUGUUGCCUUGUCUAUACUGGAGAUACUGCUAUUAUUGUUGCUGAGUUCAAUCAAAUUGAAAGGUCAACUGUCAAGGCUGAAGUAGCGUUAAGUGUUCAUCCAGAUGUAAAGGCUUUAUAAACUUUCUGCACAGCAAUAACUCAAGUUAGUGAGUCAGCUCCUGUAGGUCUUAACCAUCACAUUUCUGUUCUUUUAUCCCCCCUCCCUCCCCCCGCCGUACACAUUUAUGCAGGUUUGUAUUACAUAUAACAAAGGGGACAGGGAAAGAAGACUGUACAUAACCAAAUACUUUCAAAACAAAUUUGCAUUACAACUCACUUUUUCCUCUAAAAAUAUUUAUUUUACAAGGUAAUUAAUUUCCUAGAACAAUUUUAAACCAAUUCAUGGUUUUGUAGCUAUUCCUUUUUCUAGAAAAAACAAAAUAAUAACAAAAAACCUCAGUGACUCCAAUACUCUAAAAAAUUCAAAAUUCUAUUUUAUUAAUGUCUUGCUACUAAUUUAACAAGGAAUCUGCUUUACCAAUUGUAGUUUUUGUUAGCAUUAAAUUAAUAUAUGCCAAUGGAUCAAAUAGCAGAUAAAAAAUGGUGUAACUGAAUAUUUCAGCACCAAAAUCCAUUAAACAAACCUCAGUUACCUGAUGUCAUCAUGGAAAAGUGAAUGUUAGGGCUUCUUUAGUAAGAACCUAUUUCAGGCCAUUCACUAGAAAUUAAGUAAUAGUUUUAUGUAAUCCAUGAUUUAAUCCCUCAAGAUUUCUAGAAUACCUGUAAAGCAAUACACCUUGCUUUUAUGGGCUCUUGCAAGAGACCUUAGAGCAUGUCCAUAUGAGAAGCUUCAGGUUUAUCUAUCUUCUAAAACAGUCUGUAUCAAAAGGGGACUACUGAAAACAUCACAUUUAGAAUAUGUAUGCACGCAUGCAUGCACACACAUACUUCUGAAUCUUUUUGGAGCAUUAUGUUCUAAAUCAAGUUAGCAUUUAUGAUGUGGAGUAAUGCAGAUAAAGAAGUAGCUCUCCUCUGGGCCCUUAAGAAACACAGGACACAGUGUGAGGUAUUAUAUCAAAUUAGAACCCCUACUGGGAACAUUAACCAAUUGAAUAGGUUUUACUGAAAGCAUUCGAACUAAAACUGGUAAAUGAAAAAUCAGUUACAUGGAGGUAAAUUCUGUGUCAGGUGUUCUAGCGAAAAUACAGAUAUUAUAUCUAGAUUACCGUUAAAAUUUACCCCAAGGGUCAAACUAUUACAGAGCUUUUUUACCUGGCACAAUAGUCAUCUAAAUUGUGGUCUGUGGAAUUCUAAUUGAUGUUAUAGGUGCCAUGUAGCUUGGAUUGUUUCGAGUCUUUUAGCAUCAGGAGACUGCAUGUGUUGCUCCAUGAUGACUGUCGGUGUUGUAACAAAUCAGUGGUUUGCUUGCUGAUCUUCAGCACUCAUUCAGAGUGAUGCCUGCAAGAACUAUAUGAAAUCCCCAAAUUCUACUUUGUGGGUUUUAAUUUUCAAACAAAAGGUAUUUUUCCUUAGCACCAUGUAUCAUACAUUUUCCCUUUCCCAUAUAUCAUACAUUUUUCCCCAUUUUCCCCUUCAUACUAGCAAAGCAGGUAUUUGGAGCACAGCUGACAACAUUUUAUACCCUUGAGCACCCUUUUUGGUACUCAAAAGCCAAAUGAAGUCAUAUCCAGUUCUAAUAGGCCAUUUGCUUGAGCAAAGUGGAUUUGCAUAUAGUAUCCACUAGAAUAUGGCAUUAUCAUUCUUGCCAGAUAGACAGGCAGUCUGGGGGACAGCCUCAGGCUUCAAGACAAAUGAAUCUAAGGAUGAAUGAAAAGGUACUUUGGAGAAUACCCUCUUCAAGGACAUAGAUUUUAUUUGCCUUUCUGUUGAUUUUCUUUGGGCUCAAGAUUUUGGGCUAUAUUUUCUACCCAGAUUGGGCACAAGGGACUUUCAUGAACAUAUACCAGUGAUUCUCAACCAGGCUGCCAGGGCACCCUGGGGUGCUGCCAGAUCUUUUGAAGGGUUCUGCGAUGUGUGAGGAGAUAAGUGAGGUAAUAGGUGAUAGGCAGAUAAACUACGCAAAUAAGUGUUGUACCUGCCUGGACGAUCCCCCAUCCCCAGUGCCAGGCCCCUCUAGAUUACAAGCACUGUAAUCUAUAGAUUAGUUUUUAAAAUUGUGCACCACAAUUCACAAAAGAUAUGGAGGGGUGCUUCGAGUCCAGUGAGGGGUGCCUCCAGUCCAAUGAGGUUGAGAACCACUGACAUAGGCAAACAGCUUUGUUUUGGUGACGAUCCUAGACUUUCCAUGCAAUUAUAUCCCUCCAAGUUCCACUUUUUCUCAAGAAUGUUAAACACAGGCCAUGUCUACAUGAGUUGUUACUGCACAGUCAUUUAGUACUUGCAUAUCCAAGUACUAAAUGAUUGCGCACUAACCAGCAUUACUGUGCAGUAGUGUCUCUGCAUGGCUUCCUGGUGACGCUGACUGUGCAGUAGCGUGCACAAGCUACUGUGCAGUAAGCGUCUCAUGUAGACACAGUCACAAUGUUGCUUUUUGCAAGCUGAACUUGGAGAGGCAUUUGAAAGGUUGAUUAUUUCAUAUCUAGUUAUGAGCUGGACUCCUUUAAUUAGUUCCCAAAUACCUCUUUAUAUUAGAUUUUAUGUGGCAGCCAUUAUGUAGUCCAAAUAACAAUGUUCUACCUUUUCAACAGGCAACCAGAAUAGCUCCUAAACUUCAGCAAAUUCCAUAGUUAAUAAAUCAAUUGAUAGUUGAACGCUACAUUAUAAACCUCUUUACAUUUAAUUUAAAUGCACAGCUCAGAGUGUCUUUAAGUACUGGCCAGGGACAAGAUGGGUAUCGAAGCUUGUAACUUUAUAGAUCUCUUAUUAAAUCAAAAUGGAGUGAGGCCUUCCAACAAUCUCCAAUAUAGAAGGCAAAAUGAAAAGAAACCUCCCCUAUUGUCUUAACAUUUGUUGGAGAGAAAGUCUUGAGGCAAAGUGGUAUCUUUCCCUCAAUCCCAUGGAAGCCCUUCUAUACAAGGUCCAUGUAACUGGGUUUUGGGAGUAUGCAUGUUGUUGGCUUAGCCAUGAUGUGGCAGAGACUGGAAGGAGUAGGGCAGGGCUACUUUUUGCAGCAUUCUUCCCUCAGAAAAAUACACAAGAAUUUUCCCACACACCAUAAUCCUCAAUUUCCCAUUCCCAAUCUUCAGGAAUAGGUUUUUGUUAUGUACAUUCAGGGAAGUAACAUGAUUACUUAGCUUGAUAUAUUGCCCUCAAAAUGCCUAAGGAACACCUUGGGCUUCCAAGCAUGUUUCAAGAUCCAUCAGGUCCCCAUAGUGUGUUUUAGUUAGGAGGGCCAUACCCUACCCUAAAACACCUUCUCCUACCCUAGAUCACCUUCCCCCAACAUGAGGGCCAGACACUGCACAGCCUCAAGGUCUUAGACUAUUAUGCAUAACUUCAGCCACCCUUUCUCUUGGAUCUUCCCUCUGUAGAAUCUUCCUUCUGCAUGCAGUAGGCCAAAGUUAGGCAUAUCCACAAUAAAUACCAACUAAAAUGUGCAAAUAAUACAGGUUCUUUUGUUAGGCCAAAGUCCCCCCCCUGACUAAAGCAGCACCAGUCACCCAUGGGCCAAAGUUAACCAUACACAAGAUAUUAUCCCUAUUACAAAGCCUCCUUUAGGGAAAAAUCACACAAUGAGCACUUACCACACUCUGGUUUCUUCUGCAAUACAGAAGAUUGCUUUAUUUGUAUGAAAGUUCAGUCAGUAACACAGGAUUAGACACUGUCAGGAACUGACUAAAAGUUAACUGAGGGAAUUUUAUCUGAGGAUAAGAAUAUAUUACACAGGCUUUUUAUUUUAAACAAGGCCAAAUAUGAUUACUGUUCCAUUAGACCAGUGGCUCCCAACCUCAGGUUGCGACCCAAAUCUGGGUCGCGGUGGGGUCCUCCCCUCGCUCCACCCCUCCCACCUGCAGGGCUCUCGCAGCACAUGGUCCAUGCAGCUCUCACUGCUGCUGCCUCCCGUAAUCCCAGCCUGGCCCAAGCUCUGCUAGCACUACGGGCAUAAGUGAGUCGGCAGCAGGGCGGGGGUCAUGACCCAGAUUUAGGGUUGCAGCAAAAAAAGGUUGGAAGCCGCUGCAUUAGACCAUAAAUGACUUACAAACAAUAAUAUGUUCAUACAAUAUUGUUCAGAGCAUUUUUUACUAAUGGAUAAGCAUAAAAAAUAAAAGAAAGACCCUAAAUGUAUAUAACCAUCAAGUUCAUCUGAGUCUUCUAUUUUUCAGCAUCAUUCUCUAUGGAGGCAUAGGAAGAGUUCUGUUUCACUUUGCAAGUAUUCCAGUCUUGGGGAAAAAAAUAAAAGGAAGAAAACUGGAAUAUCUAGAAUAAUUUCACAGUAAUUAUUCUAGAUUCUGGUCAUGCCAGAAUUUUCUGUCCAAAACUUUAACUGACAAUGUUCUAGUUAGAUUAAAAUUAGAGCUGUGAAACCCAAGGAAAACCUGUCUGGCAAGGAGAAGGUGCUCUAUUUCCAAAUGCAAACAAGCUCAGCAUGGUCAAGCUUUUUGAGCCUAAAAGGAAAGCAGCACUAACAUGGUGUGGUGUUAUUUUGAAAUGUCCCAGCAUUCACUUCAUCCUUCCUAAACCAGAGCUGAAUUACAAAUGGAUGUAGAAGUGGCAAGUUGCAAACAGUAGAGAGUAUUUUCAAGUGUGCUUCUGGGCUUACCCCGGAUUGGGCAGCUGCAAAAUCCCUCCUCCCACCACAACCAUUUUGGUUUCUUUCAUUACAAAAGAAGAGAAGAAAAACAAAUAAAAAAGGGAUGUUACAGCUUGUCAAAGUCCAGAAGCACUGAGCAGGAUAGUGCAACAAUGGUAAACUCCUUCAGAGGAAAAAUUGUAGGUUUUCCUAGUUUCCUAAUAUUACCAAACCACCAGUUUUCCUGACUGCUAAAUAAAUUGUUUUUUGGAUAACUGUAUGCCAAACUAACAUAUAAAUACACACACUUUAUUAUUUAUCCUAAUACUUGUGGGCCAAAUCGCCCGAUAGAAAAAUUCUUGUAAACUGAUUCUACUUCAUGGGGAAUGGGGACAGGUAGAGGAGGGUACAUAUCAAGAGUUCAGGCUUCCUAUGCACAAUGGAAGCCAUUUUAACGUGGACAACAGUUUGGAGGUAGUGCUGAACAAUGCCAGGGAAAGUGUGGAAUGUGUUCAAUGGAUUAGUGACUUUGGGAAUCCACUUGAUCACAAAGCAUAUUGCUAUAGCAUACUGCAACAGGUCCAGCUCAUAGCCCCAGCCCAGCAGAGCACUUGGUUGCACAUGUCACUUUAAGCACAUUAGUAAUCCCAUUCACUUAAAACUAUUUUUACAUUUAAAUUACAAAAAUGCCUAUAUGCUUUUUGCUGAGUCAGAGCCCACCAGUACCAGGAGCCCCCAUAGACAAACUCUCCCACCAUUUAUUUUUUUAAAUCUUUAGAGUGCUUUCCUAUGCAAAUAAUUUCUAUAAACUAAUUCAAUACUUCACUCAAUCAGUAUCAAAUGGCACUACUCCUGUGUGUUUUUUUCCCUUUUGUUUUUAUAAAUACUGUACUUAUAUUGGGUAUGCUUCUAAAAUUAUCAGUCAUCUGCAUUUGUAAAUUAGAAACAGCACCUAUUCAUUGCAGUUCCAGUUCUGCAGACUGUCUACCCAGUAGGUCUUUGGUGAAUCUUUGACUAAUGGCAUCAACUGGAAAUUAACAGCUAAUCCAUCUGCCAUAGAUUACAUAUGGGCCCAGAGUCACACCACCCACACAGGUGAAUCCUUUUCUCACUGAGACUCUGACUGGUAUGGGGCUUGCAUUUAUAGAUUCCUGGAUAUGAGCCUUCAGUUCAAAUUGUGACAGCAGAAGUGCAAGGAUAAACUCUUAUCCUGCCCUGGCUACUCUGAAAAGACCUUCCUAACGGGAUGCAGAGAAGUUCUACCAGUUUGCAAGAGCAUAAGGUGCAAGUUUCGGCCCACAUAUGUAUUUUUAUGGGUAUACCCCUUAUUCAGCAAUGGCCCCUGUACAGCAGCUACCCAGAAAAUAAGAGUGCAAUAACAUUGCUUCACAGGCAUCACAUGUGGCCAUUUCAACAAAUGCACUUCUUAGACUAGAGUUAGUUUCUUAUCAUUUACAUUCUAAAAUUCUCACCUCUGUUUGGGGAGGGGGGAAAUCGAUCAUGAUUCUAGACCCUGUUUUGAAUUUUCCUGUUCCAAGAUAUUCAAAGGCCCUAAACCAGAUGUGAACUAAAUGGCUUGCAAGAUUUCAGGUGAUUUUUAAAUACAUUUUUGCACUAAUUUAGGAAAAAUGACAUUAUUUUAGAAAUCUCAACGUGUAGGGGAUGCCUAAAAUAAAAUGUCUCUCUCUCUCUCUCUCUCCUUUCUCUGCUCCCAAGCUGCAACAGAAUCCCAUUUCAUACUGUAGUUAAGAAACAAGUUGCUUUGGCCAAACCUUAAUGUCAGCAUGCAAUAUGAAUAACAAGAAUGCAGGAGGGUAUUCUGUGAAGAGUCCCCACAUCAGGCUGAAGAGUGAGACAUAUGGAGGGGCUAUUGCCCCACCUUCAGAGCUAUGGUGGCCUUAACAAAUGGGCAAUGCAUACAAACUGCAUCACCAUUGGUUUAAUGUGCCUCAUAAUGAGCCCUCUGAGCACAUAGCUCAGCAAUAGCAUUGGGGACAGAUUUUCUCCUCAUAAAUGAUCCAAUGCAUACCUGGAGAAUAGAACAAAUGCAUUCUGCAGCAAGCCAGUCCCUCCAUCUUCAUGUAAUUUGCCCUCUGAAUGUAAACAAGCAUGUUAUUCCUGCUCCCUAGCUACUUCCAGUAACAGAAUUUCAGCAGCACUUAGCCAGUUAUUUAAAAAUAAAAAUCCGUAAAUAGUUGCAACUGGAUUGAGGGGCUUAGUGGCUCAAAAUCCAGGAUUGUUUUAGCUACCCAAGCAAUGGGACCACCAUUAUUUUUGGAACUAUGGGUCCUAAAACCUUCUUUAACAACAACUUAGUAGUAUCCGUCAACAUGAUGGCAUUCUCUGCAGCCCCAAAAGAUGUAUCCUCCUUGGUACUGGACAAAACUAAGGACAUUGGGGCAGAACCCUGUCCAGGCAUAUCUGCAGCCUUUCUGUGCCUGACUUUCUUCCAGCAGUAGUGUUCCCUCUCAGCCCCCAUAGGCUGGGCACUGAUUAACAGCGUCAUUUUAAAUAUACUUCUGGCCAGAAUUUAAGGAAGGUCAGUUCCUAUUUAGGCACCUAAAUGAAGAUGCUAUUGGAGCUGCUGCUUGUUGAGCUCUUUUUAAAUUCUGUCCAAAAAUGGCCUUAGUCACCUUCCUCCUUUUCUAUUUGUUGAGUUCCACCCAUUCAUUAUUUUUAAGCCAGAAGUCAACCUCUCUCAGUGCUGUUGCUGUGCUGACUGACACUUCUUCAGGCCCAUUUGGGCUGUCUGCUUCAGUGCAGAAGUAAACCAUUACCCUGAGUGAUAAGUGUGCUAGCAGCAGUUGCUCUGUCACACCUGGCUGCAGCAAUCAGAUAAAAAUCAGUCUGCUCAAAAGAGCAAGUGAGCCAGACACAAGCCCAAGUCACUAUGAGCUGCAGCAAGCCUGGGAGCUGCAAAGUAUUGCUUUUGCCCAAGUGUUACUCUCUGAAGCUCUCUGUCACCUUAAUUUAAUGGUGUUUGUGAGUCUGGAAGUCAAAUGACUAAGGUAGAUUAAUCAAUUGCACUUAUUGUUUCUACUCCAGUCCCUUUCGGUCAUUCUUUAUCAAAUUGUCCAAAGACCAAGAUUUUCAUGCAUCAAUAGCAGAAACAGAAAUCAAAAAUAUUGAUUUUCUGAUAGCUAAAUUAAUGCAAGUGACAGCAUAUCUAAAUGUCUUUCAAGAAUCCAAGGAAGAAAAUGUCUGUACAGUACUAAGGUGCACUCCCAGCCAACUUGACCAAGCCUGUGAGACUAAUUCUCCGUACAUGUAAGCAACUUAAAAUAUCUCCUUUAUGCCUUUGUUUCUGAAAAAAGAAAUCCCUGUCCACAGACAUACCUUAUGGGGCAGGCAGAUAGGAUGUGAUUUGUUAAUUAGUGAAGCAUACAGUUGUAUACCACAAAGGUACACAAAAAUGGCAUGCUGGCAUUCCAUAUGCAAUUCUUGUGCUAGGGCAUGCAAAUGAAAUCCUUUUGGCUACAAAUUUCCACAGGUGGUUGCUAAUAUAUUUACCUGCUUUGCACUCAUAAAUUCAGCAUCAACAGCUUAUGCAAGUGCAAACGUGCACAUGCUAACACUUGCACUUACCGCUUAAGAUUUUUUUUUCACUUUACUGACUGCAAAGACGUGGAGGGCCGGUCAUACAAAUAUUAACAUUUGCUGAUGUUAGAGAACCACAAAUGUCUGUUUGUAGAAAAUCUGGGGGAUAAGAUACUGCACACAGAAAGGUAGACGCUGUGCCAAGGUAUAGGUUAAAAGAACAUUAAGAGUUAUAUAGAUAAGAGCUUGGCAUUGGUCAUACCCCAUGUAUAUACAACAUAGCAUACUAUAAGUUAGGGGUGGCCAACCUGCAACAUAUAUGCCACAAGUUGCAUAGCCCGCCUCUGCAUGUGGCACAUGGCAGAGUGGGGAGGGGGCGGGCAGCACAGUGGCAGAUAGGGCAAGGGGACUAAAGGAAAGCAGCAGAUCAAAAGGGAGCACAGAGCAGAGCAGAAAGCACAGAGGCAGAUCAGUCAGGGAAAGAGGAUCAGAGAGGCACUCUGUGAGGGUGCAGGGCUUAAUUUAUAGCACACAUGCCAAAAAGGUCAGUGCCCACUACUAUAAAUUAAAUGCAAAAACAUUCCAUCAAUACUCUCUUUGGCUAUGUUCAUUCCCUUUUACGAUUUCGCUUUUUGUGAACUUUCAUGUUUUUGUGAACUUUCAUGUAUUUAAGCCAAACAGCCACAAAUGCUUCCAGAAAGUUUUGAGUGAGUUUUCAUAAGACAAAAUUUUAAAUUUGUACACAUACCACCUUUGUGCCAGAAGUAUUUGACUACUGUCCAGCCAGUCAACAGAAACAAUGUGCUAUGAUGAUUUAUCUGGCCUAUCACAAAACAACAAUAUAACUUGAAUGGCAAAUAUCACAUAUUUGCAGAGAACUGGUAAAAAACCAAUCUACAGACCAAAUGCAGUAUCCUCAAAUAUAGUUACUAUAUGAAAGCAAUUUGUUAUUUCAAUAAAAAGUGUUUAUAUCGCUGGAUAAAUUAUGUAUUGAUAACUAUAUAACCAAUUAACUUAUAAACACAAACACUUAGUAUGUACAUAUCCAUGUGCAUCUGCGCGCACACAGUAUAAUAUUAAAUGUUAAAUAUAUUUCAUCCCAUAUUCCCAACUCAAUUUAUACCCAUAAUAAUAAGAGGUGAAAAAAGCCAGUAUGACAACACAGCACUGAGUGUUAGUAGGGAAAUCUGCUUUUGUGGCAUUGAAAGUAGUGAUGAAUUGGCAAAGGGCAAGCAAUAGGGAAGCUAUUAAGGCAUUUA
Molecule: messenger RNA, 12252 nt
Organism: Alligator sinensis (Chinese alligator)
Lineage: Eukaryota; Metazoa; Chordata; Crocodylia; Alligatoridae
Gene: PTCHD1
Product: patched domain containing 1
Exons: 3
Coding region: 1-2511 (836 amino acids)
Biological process (GO): cognition; chemical synaptic transmission
Cellular component (GO): synapse; plasma membrane
Source: RefSeq, a predicted model, not a curated record